This is a messenger RNA of Atta colombica, 1435 nucleotides long. RefSeq names its product membrane-bound transcription factor site-2 protease (gene S2P). Gene Ontology annotation, cellular component: membrane; cytoplasm. The coding region runs from base 1 to 1425 and encodes 474 amino acids. The transcript has 6 exons. The record is from RefSeq and is a predicted model, not a curated record. Gene Ontology annotation, molecular function: metalloendopeptidase activity. NCBI's taxonomy places the organism in Eukaryota, Metazoa, Arthropoda, Insecta, Hymenoptera, Formicidae. Gene Ontology annotation, biological process: regulation of response to endoplasmic reticulum stress; membrane protein intracellular domain proteolysis.
AUGAGGGCUAUAAGAUCCUGUUCACAUUUUCCAUAUCUCUACUUCCUAGAAAAUACUGGUCUGGAGAUACAGAUAUUGAGAGUGAAAUGGUUUACAACUGCUUUCAAUCGCAAAAUAAUAAAAUUGGGAUUGGAUUGCUCCAGAUUCUGGAUCGCUUGGUUCAAUGCUGGUGUCAUUAUAAGCAUUAUACUUUUGCCGAUAGCUGUUAUCAUUAUUUUGAAGAUGACAUUUAACAUGUGGCUAGCUGGAUCCUCAAGUGAUAAUUCAGGAGCUAUAUUAGAACCCAUGUUACCAGGCGUGGAUAUUCCUUUCAAUGAAAUUGGCUAUUACGUAACAACACUAGCAAUAUGUAGUAUAUUUCAUGAACUAGGGCAUGCUCUUGCUGCAGCGAGAGAGGAUGUACAGUUGUUUGGUUUAGGAAUUGUGAUUGUUUUCACCAUUCCAAUAGCUUACGUGCAUAUAAGCAAUGAACAAUUAGUUGCAUUGCCAUUAAGAAAUCAGCUACGUAUUGCGUGCGCAGGAAUUUGGCAUAAUAUUAUUCUUGCUACAAUAACUGCAGCAAUUCUUGUUUUUUCUACAUGGCUAUGGGCACCACUUUAUAACAUUAGCUCUGGGGUUUAUGUAAAAAUUAUUUUACCUAAUUCACCCAUAUUAGGACCAACUGGUCUUUUGGAGUAUGAUGUAAUAUACAAGUUAAAUAAUUGUCCUGUAAAGCACAGCGAGGAUUGGUAUGAUUGUAUGCUGCAAGCAGUACAGCAUUCUGCUCCUGGCUAUUGUGUUAAGCAAUCAUUUGUUCAGGAUUAUGACGAGUCAGUACCAGCUAAGCAGAAAACAAAUGGUGCUGUGAAUUGUUGUACAACUGACAGUGAAAUAAAUGGCAAUCUGUGUUUUGAAUAUAUUGAAGGACCGCAAACUGCUCCUCUUCACUUACCUCCGCAUUCUUGCCUUCCAGUAAGGACGAUGCUUAACCAGUCACAGAAUUUCUGUCAAGCUAGUCACGAGUGUUUAUCUCACGAUACUCAUUGUAUGAAACCUUCUUUAGAUAAUGUCACAAAGAUUAUACAAAUAAAAAGAAAAAUGGGCAAGGAUGUAUUAUUCUUUGGUCAUCCAGCAGAUAUUUACAGGACUGUUGAUGUAUCAGAUUGGGUGCCAAAAUAUUCUUUCUUAUAUCCUGAAUUACCCGAGUCCUUUGCGCUACUUUGCAAAUAUAUUACAGUAUUUUCAGCAGGGUUAGCAAUCAUUAAUAUUGUGCCUUGCUUCUUUCUAGAUGGUCAAUAUAUUCUGAAUAUAAUUGUACUUUAUUUAUUGAACUCCAUGCCACAUAAUAGAAAUAUCAGAGAAAGCACAGUACUUACAAUAACAAGUAUAGGUACAUUACUUUUUAUAACAAACUUAAUGUAUUUGCUUAUUAAUAAAUUAUUGUAAGUUAAUCAUA